AUGGUGUUGAUGCAAACCGCUAAAGCAGAGGUCGGGAGUCCUGAUCACAACAAAUGUGCUGAAGUGAGAAUUCUCUUAGAUUGCGGAUCACAAAGGACAUAUAUUACGGAGAAGUUAGCAGAGAAACUAAACCUAAAGAAAGAAAAGGAGGAAGAAAUAAAGUUGGUGACAUUUGGAAGCAAAGAUAUAAAAACAGUUCGCACACAAUCAACAACAAUACGUCUGAAAUUGAAAAGUGGGGAGUAUAUGAACAUAAGUGCAAACAUUGUUCCUGUCAUAAGUGGGACUAUUCAAAGGAGACAAAUAAAUGUGUUGAAAAAGGAUGACGUAAAAAACAUAAUCAAUAGUGUAGAUCUAGCAGACACUAUUCCAAAGGACUGUGAGUAUUCUAGUGUUGAAUUACUAAUAGGCUAUGAUUUCUAUCUUGCUAUUAUAUUGUCUCAAAGAAUUGAAAUUCAACCUGGUUUGUACCUGCUUGGAUCUAAAUUAGGUUGGUUACUUACAGGAAGAACAGACGAAAAUUGUGAUGAAACAGGAAGCGAAAGAAAUAUGUUGAUUUUAACAUACGGAAACAGUGGAACUAAAACACAAGGUUUUCAGAGUAUUGAUAGUUCAAUUCCUACGAAACCGGAAUUCGAAGAUCUUUGGAACACUGAGGCAAUAGGUGUUGUGGAUAACAAAGUUACAUCUGAGGAUAAAGAGAUCAUGAAAGAAUUCAAGCAAACUUUACAAUUUGAAAACGGAAGAUAUUACGUCACAUGGCCUUGGAAGGAAGGGAAAGAAGUGUUGCCAGUGAAUAAAGAACUGUCUUUUGGGCGAUUAAAAUCGUGUGUUAAAAGGUUAAGAAAUAAACCAGAACUGUUGGAAAAGUAUGAUUCUGUUAUUCAGGAGCAACUAAGGAAAGGAAUUAUAGAGGAAGUGAAUGAUACUAAAGGAGAUAGGACACACUAUAUACCACAUCAUGCAGUGAUAAAUCCUCAAAAGUCAACAAAAGUACGCAUAGGAUAUGAUGCUUCUUCUAAAUGUAAACCAGAAUACAACAGUUUAAAUGAAUGCUUGUAUCGAGGACCAGUACUUCUCCAUGAUUUAUGUGGACUUUUGAUGAGAUUUUGCCUACAUAAUAUAGCUAUCAUAGCGGACAUCGAAAAGGCAUUCCUUCAAAUAGGCUAA
This is a messenger RNA of Mercenaria mercenaria, 1170 nucleotides long. RefSeq lists its product as uncharacterized. The record is from RefSeq and is a predicted model, not a curated record. The transcript has a single exon. Lineage: Eukaryota; Metazoa; Mollusca; Bivalvia; Venerida; Veneridae. The coding region runs from base 1 to 1170 and encodes 389 amino acids.